AUGGCCCGGGAUCGGGCUGCGCGUGACUCCAGAUAUCUUUACGAAGACAAUUCUGACAAGCAACGGGAGCGUGACCGCGAGGAGCGCAGAUACCGCCGAAGACACCGGCAUCGCGACGAUUUCGACUACGACUACGAAGACCACAGGCAGCGACGAGAGCGUCGAAGAGCGGAGGAGGCCAGACGACAAGCCGAGGUCGACAUUGAUGAAUUAAGGGCACGCCGAGAGUCAUAUUACAGCAGGCCCGAGGCCGAUCGACGUCGCGACUCGCAGCGCAUGGCACAGGAUAUUCGCGUGGAACGGGAAAAGGAUAGACCGCGGAGUAGUAAGAAGGAGGUCAGACGGGACGGUACGGUGCGGCGAAAGAAGAGGAGGGAAACAGUCGAGGAUGACCGGAGCGACGACUACGUUUAUGGCCGGCCCAAAUCAAGGGCGGUGGUGGAGGAGGUCACCAUCUGCCUCGCUGCGCAAAGAAGAAGUGCCGAAAUUGAGCAGGAGCAUGUCGGCACGAGAGUCACAGCGAGUGUACAUGACCAGACCGUCCGCACGACGUACCAGCACUAUCAAAUUGCCGGCGGCGACCGCUGCGCCUCUAGCGAGGUCGCAUACUGUAUCCGCCAAAGACACCAGAAGAAGUAG
This is a messenger RNA of Didymosphaeria variabile, 639 nucleotides long. RefSeq lists its product as uncharacterized. Bases 1 to 639 code for a protein of 212 amino acids. The transcript has 2 exons. The record is from RefSeq and is a predicted model, not a curated record. NCBI's taxonomy places the organism in Eukaryota, Fungi, Ascomycota, Dothideomycetes, Pleosporales, Didymosphaeriaceae.